UGCAUACCAACCUCCUCUUAAAAUAUAUAUACAUGCAUUAACAAAAUGUGACUUCUUCAUUUGUUUUAUCAAAAUUUUAAGCCAUUUGAUUUUCCAUAAUUAAGGAGAUUCAAUCGCAUGCAUUACCUUUCUAACACAGAAAAGCUAGACUUUUCACAUUGAUUUUUUUUUAUUUGUUAUCAACUUUAAUUUGUUGAAACGAAUUAGUACUACAACGUAAACUAAAACACACAGAAGAAUGUUAGAAAAAUUGCUGGCAAGAAGUUUUAUUAAGCUUGAGUGGAAGAAGUUUGGAUUAUGGGUACUUUUUAGCUUUUUGGUCGUCACAGUAAGCCUCUGUACAGUUCUCAAGCCUUACAUGGAUCCUUUGCCUCUCUGGGCAACCAAUUUCACAAGGCUAACAAAGGAAACAGAUGAUGUCUUCCCACAAGAGAGAUUCGAGCCAUUCUUAGCACCAAUGUGUAAUUUUUCAGGCGAAAAAUCAGACUUUUGCGAGUUAGAAGGAGAUAUAAGAAUCCAAGGGAACUCUUCAAGCAUCUACUUUAGUUCCUUAUUCCAAGUAGCAACCACAGAAGAGUUACAAAAUAAUACAUGGGGUAUCAAACUUUAUGCUCGAAAGACAGAUAGAUACGUGAUGGGAAAGGUUAAAGAGUUAUGGCUUAAACCAAUAUCAUCAUCAUCAUCCGCUCAAGAGAUGCCUCAAUGCACCGUAAAUCAUACACUUCCAACCAUUGUUUUUUCCACUGGUGGGUAUGCCGGAAACAUUUUUCACGACACAAGUGAUGUCUUAAUCCCCCUUUAUCUUACUUCAUUGCAUUUUCAUGGAGAAGUUCAAUUUGUCUUACAAGAGAAACAUUCAUGGUGGAUAAAACGACAUGAGGUCUUACUAAAGGCAUUGUCUAAGUACGACAUCAUAGACCUUAAUCGCGACAAAGAAACUCGAUGCUUCAAGUAUGCAAUGGUAGGUGUCAAGUCUCACAAAGAUUUUGGGAUUGACCCUCAAAAGUUUCCAUAUGGAUUGACAUUAAGGAACUUCACACAAUUUAUCAGAAAAAGCUAUUCUUUACAAAGAGAAAAUGCAAUCAAGAUAACUAAGAAGGAUAGGAAGCCAAGACUUCUUAUCAUUUCGAGGAAGAAGACUCGAAGUAUUUUGAAUGAGAAUGAAGUUGUCACAGAAGCUCGAAACUUAGGGUACGACGUGGAGAUUAUUGAUGCAAGAAUAGACUUAAAGUACUUCUCCAAACUUGUGAAUUCUAUUGAUGUCAUGGUUGGUGUUCAUGGAGCUGGUUUAACAAACAUGGUUUAUCUACCUGAAAAUGCUGUAUUAGUUCAAGUGGUUCCUUUAGGGUUAGAAGCGAUAUCCAAGAUGUUUUAUGAACGCCCUGCUAGAAAUAUGAAUCUCAACUACUUAGAAUAUAAGAUUAGUGUAAAUGAAAGCAGCCUCAUUCAACAAUACCCUAUUAAUCAUCAAGUGAUUACCAACCCUAAUAUAGCUAAAAAGGAAGGAUGGUUGAAUUUUAAGAAAAUUUACAUGGACAACCAAGAUGUAAGGUUGGAUAUAAGCAAGUUUAAAUUAGUCUUGUCAAAAUCACUAGAACUUUUGCAUUAG
This is a messenger RNA of Beta vulgaris subsp. vulgaris (sugar beet), 1609 nucleotides long. Its product is annotated as alpha-1,3-arabinosyltransferase XAT2. Gene Ontology annotation, molecular function: glycosyltransferase activity. Bases 239 to 1609 code for a protein of 456 amino acids. NCBI's taxonomy places the organism in Eukaryota, Viridiplantae, Streptophyta, Magnoliopsida, Caryophyllales, Amaranthaceae. The transcript has 3 exons. The record is from RefSeq and is a predicted model, not a curated record.